UAAACAUAUUUUAUCUUUGUUUAAUGAUUAUAUAAUUCCAGUUUCCUACUGAAACACGUUAUGUUUACAUGUUAGAUAAACUUUAAUCGCUAAAGACUUAGCUGUUGCUAAUUAGGAGCUAACUGCUGUGGGUAAUAACAGUUUGGAUAAGAGCAGCUUAUUUAAAGAGGAGUUGUAAAUCAUAACGACUUAUGUCCAUAGCCGACGUUACUGCUCGCUAACGUUCGAUACCGCAUGUUUAAAUGAGCAGGUUAUUCCUUGUACGUGUUGACCGGGGGGGCCGAGGCGUCGGUCGACCUCCCUCCCGCACCACGUUCCCCUCGGCCUCCUCGCCCGUUAUAAUCGCAGCUGUUGCCAGACCUUCAAGUGACAUUAGGGGGCAAUUAAAUCAGCCCCAAUUAGAGCGUCUGUGAUGCGCUGCCAGGCGGCGCCCUCCUCCCCCCGGAAUGCGUUUCCUCUGCUGAAGUUUAUUCUGUCUCGCCAACGUGAUUUUAUUUGGUUUUUAUUUUCCUUUAGCUGUUGACAAAGUAACACAAUGCAACAUGAUAGACUGACAGACAAUGUACAUGAAAUUGCCAAUCAUACUGACACUUAUAAUACUGGCUUUUAUUGUGAAAGGUGAGAACAGAAGGAGUGAAUCUGGUCCAGGUUGAAGGGAGAAAUACAGUUUACAGCCUCGGUCUGCAAUGCGGAUCUUCUGUGUCGUUGCUUCUUAAUUAAAGACACGUGAUUGGUCGAUACCUUUUAAAAAUAACCCAGCUCCCAAACGCUUAUUCGUUUUUGGCGGGUAAUAUUCAGACUGCGAAGGCCUUCAGACACCAAGCUUCCAACAACAAGCAAACAAUACAUGACGAGCAGGAGGAACUUUUCUCCACAUGGAAUCACUAAAAAUGGCCGAAUGAGCGCCGCCUCAUUCCGCUCAACGAGGCUCCGACACGUUCAUCUGUCUGGAAUCUGGAAAAUGUCGCCCGGCUGCCCUCGACACACAAAACCCAAACAGUCCCGAGCGAUCAGGCAGCCAAAUGCCAGAAUUUCAGCGAUGCCUCAAUGGAUCUAAUCUGCCCCCCACCAACCUCAUGAGAAUGAGCCCGGGCCCCCAAAGCCCCCCUAAAGCUGCCGUCCUUAGCCUUCAUUGCUUUUUAAUGGACGCCGCAAUUGAAACCGUUUAAAAGAAGUGACACAAUACAGCUAAACAUAGAAAUAAAAAAAACAUUGUCUUUUUUUUUUUUGUAGAAGCCAGAUCUCCAAAUAUAGGAGGACGAGGCCCCGGGGACAAAGGGCCCGAGCGGCGCUUAUAAAAGUGUCGCUGUGGGUGUGAGGGGUGUCAGCUCUGUUCCUCUGAAGCACUGCGAGGGGAAUCUCUGCGGCAUAAAAAAUGAGCGACGCCGAGAUGGAGAUAUUCGGGGUGGCCGCCCCUUACCUGCGCAAGUCGGAGCGGGAGAGGAUCGCGGCGCAGAACGCGCCUUUCGACGCCAAGGCGGCCAUCUUUGUGCCCGACCCGAAGCAGGAGUACGUGAAGGGGAAGAUCAGGGACCAAGACGGCUCCAAGGUCACCGUGGAGACAGAGGACGGAAAGCUGGUCUCGGUCCACCUGGACGACAUCCGUCCCAUGAACCCCCCGAAGUUCGACAAGCUGGAGGACAUGGCCCUGCUGACGCACCUGCACGAGCCGGCCGUGCUCUUCAACCUCAAGGAGCGCUACGCCGCCUGGAUGAUCUACACGUACUCGGGGCUCUUCUGCGUCACGGUGAACCCGUACAAGUGGCUCCCGGUCUACAACCCGGAGGUGGUGGCCGGAUACCGCGGGAAGAAACGGCAGGAGGCCCCGCCGCACAUCUUCGCCAUCUCUGACAGCGCCUACCAGUACAUGCUGACAGAUCGAGAGAACCAGUCCAUCCUGAUCACCGGGGAGUCCGGUGCCGGGAAGACGGUCAACACCAAGCGGGUCAUCCAGUACUUUGCCACCAUCGCAUCGGUCGGAGACUCCAGCAAGAAGGAGCAGCUUCCCAGCAAGAUGCAGGGGACUCUGGAGGACCAGAUCAUCCAGGCCAACCCGCUGCUGGAGGCCUUCGGCAACGCCAAGACCGUGAGGAACGACAACUCAUCUCGAUUCGGAAAAUUCAUCCGCAUCCACUUUGGAACAAAGGGCAAAUUGGCAUCGGCUGAUAUUGAAACAUACCUUUUGGAAAAAUCCCGAGUGACCUUUCAGCUGCCGGCAGAGAGGAGCUAUCACAUCUUCUACCAGAUCCUGUCAAACAAAAAGCCUGAUUUAAUCAAAACGUUGCUAAUUACCACCAACCCGUACGACUACCCGUUCAUCAGCCAGGGCGAGAUCAGCGUGCUGAGUAUCAACGACGCUGAGGAGCUGAUGGCCACCGAUAGGGCCAUUGACAUCCUGGGGUUUAACUGCGAGGAAAAAGUCGGCAUCUACAAGUUGACCGGCGCCGUGAUGCAUUAUGGGAACAUGAAGUUUAAGCUGAAGCAGCGCGAGGAGCAGGCGGAGCCCGACGGCACCGAGGUGGCGGAUAAGGUGGCCUACCUCAUGGGUAUGAACUCGGCUGACCUGCUGAAGGCGCUCUGUUACCCCCGAGUGAAGGUGGGGAACGAGUACGUCACCAAAGGUCAGACUCCUCAGCAGGUGAACAAUGCCAUGGGCGCUCUGUCUAAGGCCGUGUACGAGAAGCUAUUCCUGUGGAUGGUCACCCGGAUCAACAAGCAGCUCGACACCAAACUGCCGAGGCAGCAUUUCAUCGGCGUCCUGGACAUCGCGGGGUUUGAGAUCUUCGAGAUGAACAGCCUGGAGCAGCUGUGCAUCAACUUCACCAAUGAGAAGCUGCAGCAGUUCUUCAACCACCACAUGUUCGUGCUGGAGCAGGAGGAGUACAAGAAGGAGGGCAUCGACUGGGAGUUCAUCGACUUCGGCAUGGACCUGGCCGCCUGCAUCGAGCUCAUCGAAAAGCCGAUGGGCAUCUUCUCCAUCCUGGAGGAGGAGUGCAUGUUCCCCAAGGCCAGCGACGGCUCCUUCAAGAACAAGCUCUACGACCAGCACCUGGGGAAGAGCGCCAUCCUACAGAAGCCCAAGCCCGCCAAGGGGAGGCCCGACGCCCAUUUCGCCCUGGUGCACUACGCCGGCAUCGUGGACUACAACAUCGGCGGCUGGCUGGAGAAGAACAAGGACCCGCUCAACGACACGGUGGUGCAGCUCUACCAGAAGGCCUCUCUGAAGCUGCUCUCUCGGCUCUUCGCCACGUACGCCGCGGCCGACGAUGCCGGUGGAAGCAAGAGGAGUGCCAAGAAAAAGGGCUCUUCUUUCCAGACGGUUUCCGCGGUUUUCAGGGAGAACCUGAAUAAACUGAUGGCCAACCUGCGGUCCACUCAUCCUCACUUUGUGAGAUGCAUCAUCCCAAACGAGACCAAGACGCCAGGCUCCAUGGACCACCAUCUGGUCCUCCACCAGCUGCGCUGUAACGGCGUGCUGGAAGGGAUCCGGAUCUGCAGGAAGGGAUUCCCCAGCCGGAUCCUCUACGGGGACUUCAAGCAGAGGUACCGGAUCCUGAACGCCGGCGCCAUCCCCGAGGGGCAGUACAUCGACAGCAAGAAGGCUUCAGAGAAGCUGCUGACCUCCAUCGACGUGGACCACGGCCAGUACCGCUUCGGAUACACAAAGGUGUUUUUCAAAGCCGGCCUCCUGGGUCUGCUGGAGGAGAUGAGGGAUGAACGUCUGGCGGUUCUGAUGACUCGCAUCCAGGCCGUUUCCAGGGGUUACGUCACCAGGCAGCGGCUCAAGGAGAUGAUGAAGAAGAGAGAAUCCAUUUUUGUCGUCCAGUACAACAUCCGAUCCUUCAUGAAUGUGAAGAACUGGCCCUGGAUGAGGCUCUUCUUCAAGAUAAAGCCUCUGCUGCGGAGCGCCGAGGCUGAGAAGGAGAUGCAGAACAUGAAGGAGGAGUUCUCCCGACUCAAAGAGGAGUUGGCAAAGUCGGAGGCCAGGAGGAAGGAGCUGGAGGAGAAGAUGGUCGUGCUGUUCCAGGAGAAGAACGACCUUUACCUUCAAAUCCAAGCAGAGAGGGAGAACCUGUGCGACGCCGAGGAGCGCUGCGAAGUCCUGAUAAAGAGCAAGAUCCACCUGGAGGCCAAAGUCAAAGAGUUCUCCGAGCGGAUGGAGGAAGAGGAGGAGAUCAACGCCGACGUCACCGCCAAGAAGAGAAAGCUGGAGGUCGAAUGUUCAGAGCUGAAGACGGACAUCGACGACCUGGAGCUCACCAUUGCCAAAGUGGAGAAGGAGAAAUACGCCACGGAGAAUAAGGUGAAGAACUUAGUGGAGGAGCUCACAACUCUGGAGGAAAAGCUGCUGAAGUCCUCGAAGGAGAUCAGGGCUCUGCACGAGGAGCACCAGCGGACGUUAGACGACCUGCAGGCCGAGGAGGACAAAGGCAACGCCCUGACGAAGGCCAAAACCAAGCUGGAGCAGCAGGUCGAUGACCUGGAGGGCUCCUUGGAGCAGCAGAAGAAGGUGAACUUGGACCUGGAGAGAUCCAGGAGGAGGCUGGAGGGGGACCUGAAGCUGUCGCUGGAAACCAUCAUGGACCUGGAGAACGAAAGGCAACACGUGGAGGAGAGACUGAAGAAAAAGGACUUUGACAUCAGCGGCCUGCAGAACACAGUGGAUGACGAGCAAGUCCUCUCCACCCAGCUGCAGAAGAAGAUCAAAGAGCUUCAGGCCCGGUCCGAGGAGCUGGAGGAGGAGGUGGAAGCGGAGCGCUCGGCCCGGGCCAAGGCGGAGAAGCGGCGGUCCGACCUCUCCAGGGAGCUGGAGGAGAUCGGCGAGCGGCUGGACGAGGCCGGGGGGGCCACCGCCGCCCAGGCCGAGGUCAACAAGAGGCGCGAGGCCGAGUUCCAGCGCCUGCGCCGGGAGCUGGAGGAGUCCACGCUGCACCACGAGGCCGCCGCCGCCGCGCUGCGCAGGAGGCAGGCGGACGGCGCGGCCGAGCUGGGCGAGCAGAUCGACAACCUGCAGAGGGUCAAGCAGAAGCUGGAGAAGGAGAAGAGCGAGCUGAAGAUGGAGGUCGACGACGCGGCGAGCCACACGGACGGCGUCCUGAAGAGCAAGGCUAAUCUGGAGAAGCUGUGCAGGAGCCUCGAAGACCAAAUGAAUGAGUAUAAAAGCAAAGCGGAUGAAGCUCAGAGGUCCCUCAGUGACUCCACCACGCUCAGCGCCCGCCAACAGGCAGAAAUCAGUGAGCUCGCACGCCUGCUGGAGGAGAAGGAAGUCUCUCUCACCCAGCUGAGCAGAGUCAGAUCUGUGGGGAGUCACCAAGUGGAGGAGUUGAAGGGACUCCUGGACGAGGAGAUGAAGGCCAAGAGCGCCCUGGCUCACGCUCUGCAGUCGGCCCGCCACGACUGCGAGCUGCUGAGGGAGCAGUACGAGGAGGAGCAGGAGGCCAAAGCCGAGCUGCAGCGCUGCUUGUCCAAAGCCAACGGCGAGGUGGCCCAGUGGAGGAGCAGAUACGAGACGGACGCCAUCCGGCGCACCGAGGAGCUGGAGAAGCCAAAGAAGCGUCUGGCCCAGCGGCUGCAGGAGUCCGAGGAAGCGAAGGAGGCGGCGAACGUCAAAUGUGCGUCUCUGGAUAAAACCAAGCAGAGGCUGCAGGAGGAGGUGGAGGAUCUCAUGGUCGAGCUGGAAAGGUCGAACGCAGCCAACGCCGCGUUGGACAAGAGACAAAGGAACUUUGACAAGGUUCUGGUCGAAGGGAGACAGAAAUAUGAGGAGAGUCAAUCCGAUCUGGAAGUUUCCCAGAGAGAGUCUCGAGCUCUCAGCACGGAGAUCUUCAAGCUGAAAAACUCCUACGAGGAGGCCGUGGAUCAUCUGGAGACCAUGAAGAGAGAGAAUAAAAACCUGCAGCAGGAGAUCAUAGAAAUCACAGAGCAGCUCGGACAAUCUGUUCAAACCCUCCACGAGCUGGAGAAAGCUGCCAAGCAAGCCGAGCAGGAGAAGAGAGAAACACAGGCAGCUUUGGAAGAAGUCGAGUCGUCCCUGGAGCACCAAGAGGCCAAGAUCCUGCACCUCCAGCUGGAGCUGACCCAGAUCAAGUCCGAGGUGGACAGAAAGGUGUCGGAGAAAGACGAGGAGAUGGACCAGCUGAAGAGGAACCAGCAGAGGGCCGUGGACACGCUGCAGAACUCGCUGGACGCCGAGACGCGCGGCAGAAACGACGCCGUGCGGACAAAGAAGAAGAUGGAGGGGGACCUAAACGAGAUGGAGGUCCAGCUGGGCCACGCCAACCUGCAGGCGGCCGAGGCCACCAAGCAGCUGAGGAACGUGCAGGCUCAGCUGAAGGACGCCCAGGUCCAUCUGGACGAGGCGCUCCACAGUCAGGAGGACUUCAGGGAGCAGCUGGCGAUCGCCGAGCGACGCAACAACCUGAUGGCGGCCGAGAACGAGGAGAUCGGGGCGGCGCUGGAGCAGUCGGAGAGGAGCCGCAGGCUGGCCGAGCAGGAGCUGGUGGACGUGAGCGAGAGGAUCCAGCUGCUGAACUCUCAGAACUCCAGCCUGCUCAACACCAAAAAGAAGAUGGAGUCGGAUUUAGCUCAGCUGCAGUCAGAGAUGGAGGACUCCGCCCAGGAGGCGAGGAACGCCGACGAGAAGGCCAAAAAAUCCAUAAUGGAUGCGGCCAUGAUGGCCGAGGACCUGAAGAAGGAGCAGGACACCAGCGCUCACCUGGAGAGGAUGAAGAGGAGCCUGGAGGUGACGGUGAAGGACCUGCAGCAGCGGCUCGACGAGGCCGAGAACCUGGCGCUGAAGGGCGGCAAGAAGGAGCUCCAGAAACUGGAGAACAAGGUGCGCGAGCUGGAAAGGGAAUUGGACUUGGAGCAGAAGCGCAGCAACGAGGCCACGAAGGGCGUCCGCAAGCAUGAGAGGAAAAUCAAGGAGCUCACCUACCAGAGAGAGGAGGAGCGGAAGGGCGCGGCGAGGCUUCAGGAUUUGGUGAACAGACUGCAGCUGAAGGUGAAAGCGUGCAAACGUCAGUGUGAGGAGGCGGAGGAGAAAACCAGCGUCCAUUCGGCCAAAGCUCGCAAGGUGCAGCACGAGCUGCAGGCGGCGGAGGAGCGAGCCGACGUCGCCGAGUCUCAGCUGAACAAGUUACGAGCAAAGAGCCGCGACGGCGUGGUGGGGAGGGGGGAAUAGAAUAUAUAUAUAUAUAUAUAUAUAUAUAUAUAUAUAUAUGGGCAAACCGUGUAACUCCAUCUAAGGAAAUCAGAAAAGGCUUUAGAUUUAUUCAAUAGGUAUGAAUGGUUUAUUUAGUCUGAAGGUUUCUUUUCAUUUUUUUGGUUAAUACUUAACUAGCUAAAAUGUUUUUUUGACUUCAUUAGGUGAGAGGAGAAUAUAGCAGCGCAGGAAGGAUCAACUUGUGAACAAAGCUUUAAACAUCUGUUUAAAGCUUUUGAUUUGAAAGAAAAGUGUUGUUUUAAUAUUUUCCUUUUUUUUGCAGCACACUUCUACGAUAUAUUGGAAAAUAAGACUUUGGAGAUUGAUGGUUUUCUUUGGACGCUGAGUGGAAUUGGGUUUCUUUCAUCAAUGUGUGACGGUUGUAUAAAUCAGUUGUUGUAAUAAACGGACCUCCGUUUAGCUGAAAUGUCACACGUCAAACCUGUCACCAAAAAUCAAAACAAUAAAAAACGUUUAAAAAAGGU
Messenger RNA from Gasterosteus aculeatus aculeatus (three-spined stickleback), 7689 nucleotides. Its product is annotated as myosin-1B. Lineage: Eukaryota; Metazoa; Chordata; Actinopteri; Perciformes; Gasterosteidae. Gene Ontology annotation, molecular function: actin filament binding; ATP binding; microfilament motor activity. The record is from RefSeq and is a predicted model, not a curated record. Gene Ontology annotation, cellular component: myosin II complex; cytoplasm; myosin filament.